This is a messenger RNA of Penicillium subrubescens, 1431 nucleotides long. Its product is annotated as glycosyl hydrolase family 79 C-terminal domain-containing protein. The record is from RefSeq and is a predicted model, not a curated record. The transcript is spliced from 7 exons. NCBI's taxonomy places the organism in Eukaryota, Fungi, Ascomycota, Eurotiomycetes, Eurotiales, Aspergillaceae. Bases 1 to 1431 code for a protein of 476 amino acids.
AUGGCUCACUCCGUUUUUAUUUCCUCACUGUUGAUGUGGGGUGUCGCAGCUGCAGACUUGACCUUUACUGUUCCAUCGUCCCCACCAGCCAAUUCCAGUGGACAGCUGUCGGCGGCCCCUGUUGGUGUCUCGCUGGAAUUCUUUACGUUCCCAGCGUAUAUGAACAAUGUUGCGGCAACCACAACUUGUCUCCAGAACCUGAAGGACUUGACAGGAACAUGGCCACCUCUUCGAAUUGGAGGCACAACUCAGGACCGCGCCACAUAUGAUCCAUCGUUGACUCAGGCAGUCAAUUACACCGUUGCCAGCUCUGCAGAUGCCCCAACUACCCUCACUUAUGGGCCGUCAUUCAUUUCACUGGCUGCAACUUACGGCGGAGAAAUCAUUCUCGGCCUGAACCGUCGUCUGAAUAACAUCGCCAACACUAUCUCUGCCGCGAAGCUUGCUAAAGGCGACGCAGCUAACCUGUAUGCCAUCGAACUAGGCAAUGAGCCAAACUUCUUCACAAGCAGCGACCCCAUUGCCGGCGGUGCCUCGUGGACUGCCGCGGCCGACUAUGCCUCCGAGAUCAAAUGGCAGGAUGAGGUCUGUGGCAACUUGUCUGCCACUGGUCUUAUUUCAGCCGGUGUUUACUUUGGCACGUCGCCCAUGAGCAUCGCUGGAUUGACUGCCGCUGAGGGUAGUGCGAAUAACUAUGUCAAGUCAUAUUGCUCGCACAAUUAUCCCCAGUCGGCUAGCACAGCCAACCUGGCAACUCUUAUGGGACACAGUAGCAUCGCGUCUCAGAUCAGUGGGUAUUCGUCUGAAAUUACCGCUGCGACCAGUGAGGGUAAACCGCAUAUCUUUGGGGAAACGAACUCUGCAACCCAAGGUGGAGGUGGUAUCAGUCCAACCUUUGGAGCCGCUCUGUGGAUUCUCGACUACGUUAUGCAGACCGUUAUCAUGGGUACAAAGGCCCUGUACUUCCACCAAGGCACCAUCGGAAACUGCCAAUACUGCUGGUGGGGUCGAUACGACAUGGGCGCCCCCUACUACGGCGCCUACUUCGCAACCAUGGCCUUAGCCGGUGCCGAUCAAAUUGCGCCUUUGGAUAGCCAUACCACAGCAUACGCAGCUUAUGCGAUCUACAAAUCUGGCAAACCCGUCAAGCUCCUGCUAUAUAACUCUGACUACUACACCAGUGGAACGCGCUCCUCGCAAACAUACGUUCUCUCUGGCCUGUCUUCGUCAAGCGUUACUGCGAAGCGUCUCACGGCUCCGUAUGCCACGUCUCGGGUUGAUCAGGGUGGAAACCCGACUGUUGGGGGCCAGACGUUUGCAAAUGGAACUUGCACUAUUCAGGGUACGGCGACUACGGAGACGGCUACUGUUUCGGGUGCGAAGGCGACGUUCACAGUUAAGGCGUCUGAGGCUCUUUUGGUUUAUCUGUAG